AAUGAAGGGUUUGGUGCUGUCCUUGGCGCUCUGCGUCCUUGCUGCUACAAGCGUGUCAGCUCGUGAGGAAGACAACCUGCGCUUUCUCGCCAAGUACACCACGACCACGGCCAUUGUCCUGAGCACCCUGACGAGCACGGUGCCUUAUACGUGCUACAAUAAUCUCAACGACCAGGUCUGUCUUGGGAGAAGACUUCGCCGCCUUGUCAAAAUGGAGGACCUCGAAGCUGAGCAUUCGGAAUCCAUGUCCCUGGACGGGUCCCAGGGCGAUUCGGUCGCAGAGCUGGAUGAGCUUGAGCGCGACGUCCGAGCUGCAGGCGACGAAGACGACGAGAGCGCGAGGGAUGGGCGCGUGGCCCUUGUAGUGUGGUCGACCAGCUCCUCCACCUACACUAUCACCUCGAAAAGCACCAACUCGUCUACGACUUUCUCGCUCUCCUACUACUGCACGGCCGUCGGCGCCCCGAUGGCUCCCGCCUGCUGAGCGCCCCCGCCCGCUCUGCAGACGAGCACUGCGGACCGGCUCUCGCACCUGCCCACUCCCCUUUCUCUCGCUGUCUCUCUCGGUCUCUUCUUCGUUCGAUUUCCCUCUUUCUCUUUAUCCCUUAUGAUUUUGUUUUUCUCUCUCUUUCUCUCGUGGGUGAAAUGACGUUGUUUCUUAUUGUAUUAUUUUUGUCUUUGUUUUUACCAUGCUGCUCUGGUUUUUACCCCAUUUCUGAGGAGUGGAUGUUUGUUUGACAUUGAGUUUGUUUUUAUUUAUUAUCGCAAGGGUCAUAUUUGUAAAUAAACGCACACUAUUUUCGUA
This is a messenger RNA of Penaeus chinensis, 805 nucleotides long. RefSeq lists its product as uncharacterized. Lineage: Eukaryota; Metazoa; Arthropoda; Malacostraca; Decapoda; Penaeidae. The transcript has 3 exons. The record is from RefSeq and is a predicted model, not a curated record. The coding region runs from base 2 to 484 and encodes 160 amino acids.